Plasmodium vinckei vinckei is the source of this 3003-nucleotide messenger RNA. Its product is annotated as conserved Plasmodium protein, unknown function. The record is from RefSeq and is a predicted model, not a curated record. NCBI's taxonomy places the organism in Eukaryota, Apicomplexa, Aconoidasida, Haemosporida, Plasmodiidae. The coding region runs from base 1 to 3003 and encodes 1000 amino acids. The transcript has a single exon.
AUGGGAGAUAUAUAUAAUGAUAGUAAAUAUGAAAAUAUUGUAAAUGGCAAAUCUCAAAUAGGAAUAGAUGAAAAUUAUAAAUCCCGUAAUACAAGAUAUAAUGAAUUAUAUAAUAAAUAUUAUGACAAUAAAAAUAAAGUUAAAGAAAAAGACAAUAAAAUGAAUUCAUAUUAUGAUAAUAAAUUAAAUGAAAUAUUAAGAAGAAGAAGAAAUAUUAUAGAGAAUAAUCAAAGUGAUGAAGAUCCUCGAUUGGUAUAUCCACGUGAUGAGUCUAAUAAUUCACAAACAAAAAGAUUUAACAGAAAUAUCACGGAUGUAAUAAAUAAAUAUAGGAAUAGUAUAGGAAAUGGACAUAGUAGAAUUCAUAGUAAAAAAAAAAAAAAUAUAAAUAAUUCUAGAUAUACAUAUUGUGAUGAAAGAAAUAUGUCUAUAUCCAAUGAUCGAAAUAUGUUAUUAAAUACAAGAUAUAAUCUUUUAGAGAAUCCAAAUAAAAAUAUAAUUCAAAUUGAUGAUAGAAAAAAAAUAAAUCUUUACAAGGAUACAUCAGCUUUAGACAAUUUUACUCAUCACUCUUAUCGAAAUCAAAGUAAAACAAGUCAAUGGCUUUAUGAGUCUAAAAAUCAUAAUGAAAGAACAGUAUCUCCAAAUUAUUACCCUACUGAUAAUUUUAGUAUAAAACAAAAAAAAAAUAAAAUUGAUAGUAGUAAUAUAAUUAAUAGUUUAUCAAGAGGGGAUACAAAUAUUAACGAUGAUCUUAAAUAUUAUAAAAAUGGAAGAAGUCAAUAUAAAGAUGAAAUUGGUAGGUAUGAUGCAUAUUCCCAUUUAUCAUUAUAUAGCAAUUUUGGUGAAAAUAAUUUUAAAAAUAAUCCUGAUUUUUUUCAAAAAUGUCCUAGUGAAUCAUUAUGUGUAGAUAAUUAUAAAAUGAUGUUAAAAAAGGGAAGCUUAGUAAAACCUGAUAAUAAUAUGAAGCAUACGAGAUUGAAAGGAAAUAAUGAAAUAUAUUCGAGUAGCGAACUAGGACAAUCAGAUAUGGAUAGAGGAAUGAAAUAUGAAAAACCAUUUUAUCGAUUGUCUAAUCAUAUCACAGAUGAAUUAGAAACAGAGGAUAUGGGAUAUUCACAUUUUUUAGACAAAGAAAAAAAUCGAAAAAAAAAAAUUAAAAAUAAAUUAAAAAGUAUGAUGAGUAGAAGAAAUUCAGUAAAUGAAAAAUAUGAUAAUAUUAAUAGACCUUAUACAAUAAACAAUUUUAAUCGAUUUGAAAAUUCAAGUCAAUACAGUGAUGAUGAGGAUGGUGAAAAUAGUUAUAACAUUGGGAAGUAUGAUCAAAGUAAAGAUAAAAUAUAUAAAAAUCUCAACUGUUCUGAUGCUAUCACAAAAUAUAAAUCAAAUACAUCUUCUCUAUAUAAUGACAAAAAUACAAUUUUAAACACAUCACAACUAGAAAAUUAUGAUCAAAAUAGGAUACUAAUAAAUAGUUAUUCUGGUAAUCCAUAUUUUAUAGAUAAUAAAUUUGACCAUAUUUAUCAAAAUGAUGAAAGAAAAUUUAAAGAAAGAAAAAAUUAUGGAAAAAAAAAUAUGAUCGAUACAGGACAUUUAAAUAAUAUAGAUGCAGAAAGUGUAAAUUCAAAUAAUGUCAAAAGUACACAGUUGCAUAUUAGUCGUAUCUCACAUGGCUCUAAUGAUUUUUCUACUUUAUAUGAUUAUAGUAAUAAUUCAAAAUAUAGACACAGUAAUAACAAUCGCGACCAAAGUAUUGGAACACAUAAAAGAAAUCAAUAUUUAAAUCGUGACAAAAUAAAUAAUUUAUUUUUAGAAAAUAAUAAAAUGUCAUCAACUAAUUUACAUACAACAAAUUGUAGUGACACACAUAAAUCGAUUCAUAAUUCUCAAUAUACCAACUAUGGUAAUUAUGGUUUAAAUGAAAACAAUAACAAUCUUGGUACUACUUCAAAUUAUUAUAAUAAUUGGGAAGGAAGUAAUACUUUGUUGUCAGCUAGCCAUUUUUCUACAAAAAAUAAAACAAAAAGAAAAUCCAAAAGCAGAAAUAAUUCACAAAUAUCUAGAGAAUAUAUUUUUACCCAAAAUGAUGAAAUGGAAAACAAUAAAUGUUAUAAUGACAUAGAUGAAGAAGAUCAUAUUAGUUUGUCAAAUAAACAUAAUGAAAUACUGAACAGGCAAGGUAAAUAUCCUUUAAAUGACAUGCGAAAUAGCUAUAAUUAUCAUCCCGAUUAUGCCGAAAAUUAUAAUGACAUGUUUUGUGGUGUUAAUAUUUUUUCAAAAAAUAAAAAAAAAAAAAAUAUGAAAAAAAGUACAAAUUCUGAUUUACCGACAAAACUAAAAAAAGAAAUAUUAUUAGACAGUCUUUUAAAUCAUGAUGAUGAGGAUCAUGAAGAUAUGGGUUAUCCUGAAAACGGAUUAUAUGCAAAAGAAAUAAAUCAAAGAGGUGAUAAAUUGAAAAAAAGGUAUAGCAGAGAAGAAGAUACAAACAAUCCACAUACAUAUCAAUAUGGUAUUUUCAAUAAUUUAAAACAUAGAUUAUUUACACGACCUAUGCAUAUUGAUGAUUUAAAUGGGGAUAACUAUGAUGCCAAUUAUGAUGUAAAUUAUGGAGAACCAUAUGAUGAUUCAAAUUAUGAAACAAAUUAUUAUUAUGACUAUACACAAAGGUGUAAUAGUAAAAAUAUAAAUAAUUAUAAUGAAAGUUUUUAUGAACAAAAUAAUCAGAAUAAUAAUAAAAAGUUUUCAUUAAGCUCAUUAUAUUAUCAAGAAAUAUUUGUUUUAAUUUUAAUUUAUAUUUUUAAAAUGAUAUAUUAUAUUAUUUAUUAUAUUUUUCAUUUUUUUAAGCAAUUUUCAAUUUAUUUAUUUAAUAAAAUAAAUAGAGUUUCACCAAAAUAUAUAAUUAUUUCAGUUAUUGUUUCGUUGCCAUUUUUAUUGUUUGUCUUGUCCUCAUUAUUACUAUCUUAUAGAAGUUUGAACAUUGAUUAUUAUGAUCGGGAUAUUUGA